CAUGCCCACAUUAUCCAAACAAAUUUUGUAUGGCAGUAGGCCUACUUUAUAGUUUUUGUCAGUCCUCAAGUUUAUAACGCGAAGACUAUGGAAAUAAAAUUGUAAUAUCUUAUUUAAUAACAUUUGCACUUUCAGUGAGUGCAUGGUUGCCAUGAUACUCAGAUGAGCCAUUAUGGUUUUAUGGACUACAACAUUGUGAAUCGUCAGGCUCCCUUGAAACUACAGUAGCUAGUGUGCACCGUCCGUUGCCAUUUAUGGUGGGAGAGGUUAGCUAGCUAGGGAUUGACGUUUCCGGAGGUUCAUUGAAGUCAGCUAUCUAGUGAGGUGGCGGGGAGACAAAACACGACUUUUGUGCCGUCGAGUGAAGUAACCCCACCAUGCGUGAAUACAAGCUAGUGGUUUUAGGCUCAGGAGGUGUAGGCAAAUCUGCACUGACUGUCCAAUUUGUACAGGGUAUUUUUGUGGAAAAAUAUGACCCCACAAUAGAAGACUCCUACAGAAAGCAAGUUGAAGUGGAUGGGCAGCAGUGCAUGCUUGAAAUCCUUGACACAGCUGGAACAGAGCAGUUCACAGCGAUGAGGGACUUGUACAUGAAGAACGGUCAAGGCUUCGCUCUUGUAUACUCCAUCACGGCGCAGUCCACAUUUAAUGAUCUACAGGACCUUCGGGAACAGAUCCUGAGAGUAAAGGACACUGAGGAUGUCCCCAUGAUCCUGGUGGGCAACAAGUGUGACCUGGAGGAUGAGCGUGUGGUGGGCAAGGAGCAGGGUCAGAACUUGGCCAGACAGUGGAACAACUGUGCCUUUCUAGAGUCCUCAGCUAAAUCAAAGAUCAACGUUAAUGAGAUUUUCUAUGACCUGGUCAGACAGAUCAAUAGGAAAACACCGAUAGAAAGGAAGAAGGAAAAGAAGUCAAAUUGCACACUGCUCUGAAGCUCCCCCUUACAGCAGCUCUGAGCCAAGAAGCUGCAAUACAAUACUGGUGCCCAGUUGGAAGGUGCCAGCAUUUCAAGCCCUUUCAAUAACGAAUGGAGAUGUUUGACAAUAGCAGAAAAUUUAAUUCUCUACUUCACCACUCUAAUAAUGGAGGAUUCUUCAUGGAUACUCUUUGCUUUGUAAUGGUUAAGAAAUCCAGACCUUUUUCUCUCUUUUUAAUUUUGUCAAUGGGACCGCCUUGUGAUGAAGAGUUUUCCCUUUCCCCUGUUUUAUAAAUUACAAUUUAUAACAAAGAAGACUACCAAGCAAUUUAUUGUGGAUUUGGACAAUUAGGUUGUUUGCAGAUAUUUUCAUAUCUUUGGCUCAUUUCAAAAUGUUUGCAAAAUAAAUCAUGGUAAAUAUUGGCCCUUUUCAUUACCUUACCCAUCUGCACUAAUUGUGUCAACAGUAAUGCAUCAACUUCCAUGUUUUCUUUCUCCUAUUACUUUUAAGAAGUUGUAUUCAUCAAAUAACAUAUUUACUAAGUGACUGUUUUAUUUGGGAAGCUGCAAGGCUUUCGUUUUUCCCAUAAUAUAUUCUUGUUUUGUUUUUUUGAAUAAUGAAGCUGUGGGAAGUGUGUUUUAUAGAAUAGGGGAAAUAAGGAGACUUGAUUUCUGUCUUGAGGUUGAAAAUAUGUUGUACUAAACCAACUCUAUUGUGUCUUGUUACCUUGUCGCAAAUGAUUUUCCAGCUUUUAUGAAUGAUAAAAAAUGUACAUUUUCAUUA
Oncorhynchus mykiss (rainbow trout) is the source of this 1700-nucleotide messenger RNA. RefSeq names its product ras-related protein Rap-1b. Gene Ontology annotation, cellular component: membrane. Gene Ontology annotation, biological process: Rap protein signal transduction. The record is from RefSeq and is a predicted model, not a curated record. Lineage: Eukaryota; Metazoa; Chordata; Actinopteri; Salmoniformes; Salmonidae. Gene Ontology annotation, molecular function: GTPase activity; GTP binding.